AUGGCGCACUUUGACCUGGCCUCGGACAAGCCUCCCACUUACCCUUCCGAGUGGUUCAGGAAUAACCCGGGUCAAAAACCUCCCAGGGAGGUCCAUCUUGUACCCGACAACCGUCGCGGAAAUCUGCAUUCAACUGUCCGGAUCCAGUUCGCCGCGGGGACUCUCUCCCCUGCUGUUGCAACCGCGUUCAUCUGGUACGAUUUAUCCAGGGAACAGUACACUCUGUCGAAAGACUGGACGUCAUUUAAUGUGGUGAUCGGUACCAGAGGGUCUCGCGUCAACAUUUCGAAUUUUACAGCGGUGAUCGAGCAGACGAGUAACCUCGAUCUAGUGGCUGAGAACGUUCUGUUCGAUGCGAAGGAGUUGAGAAGGUACGUGAUUGCGGUGGCAUGCGUGCUUAGGAUCAUUGGGAUAGAUAGAGAAGAAUAUCGCGAGCAGGUGAUCACCCACAUGAACGCGUUAAUAACGCAAGCCCCCGGCACCGAAAUCAACUUGGAUCAAGUAUAUAUCCAUUAUAAAACAUGGGCCACGUAUACCCAGUACUCCAAAUGUCUUGCCUUUGCAGACAUGUUCCUAGCCGAGUUCCCAGCUCACCCGUUGGCUGGCUUGCGGAUGGGGUCGAUAGUUUGUCGAAUGCGCGAUUGUUCGGCUCUGGUGGCAACUUUCUACAUCUUAAAAAUGUUUGGGAUGACAAUCGGAGACUUCGCCCUCUGGAUUUGGACCAAGCCAGUGGCCGCACAAUAUGAUCAGGUCACAGUCGGGGGCGAAGAAAUGGACCAGCCCAGAUCCUAUGCGCUCUAUUUCCGAGAUCUCGGAUUGUCAGACAAGUCCCCAUACUCCGCUCCGUCAAACGCUGAUCUCCAUCUCUUUUUGCAUACUCUCGAGGUGACCGAAGACUCAGAAAGGUCCGUCAGAGCACGACAAGUUGGCACCCCACUGAAAAACGCAAGAAUAUUCACAUGA
Molecule: messenger RNA, 963 nt
Organism: Aedes aegypti (yellow fever mosquito)
Lineage: Eukaryota; Metazoa; Arthropoda; Insecta; Diptera; Culicidae
Exons: 1
Coding region: 1-963 (320 amino acids)
Source: RefSeq, a predicted model, not a curated record